AUGAUCACUAUCACGGUCGGCCUUCAGGAUAUCCAGAACAAAGGACCGGAUUUGGAUGAGGACAGUGGUUCUGAUCUGGUCAACCAGAUUGGCAAAAAGCUAGAACAUAUUGCACGACUAAAUGAUUCACAGAAGACGGAUACCUUCAUCCGGGCCCAAAGUGGAGGAUUUAUACGAUGGCACAUUUUAAGUGCUGGGGAGACAAUCAUAUCCUCGACACACCGGGAUGGCUGUAUGGACGUAUUUUUUGCCUUGGUCACCCUUGAGGAUCGUUCAAGGGUGAUGCCUUUGGAUCUGAACAAGACACAACUUUGCCAGCUUGUUCGAGGUCUCGGGUCCGAUCUGGAGCAGCUUCAGAAACUGAAGAGGUCCCAGGUAGCUGAUAUCUGGUAUGGGCUUGAACAUGCUGGCUUUGUGGAACGUGGCUGUGUGGAAAGUUCUCAGGUGCAAGAAGUUAUCCAGGACAAUUUACAAGGGAACUGUAAUACUGAUGUAGUGCAACCCACUUUAUCACCUCCACUUGCCCUUUCCCUACCCAUGAGUGAUCCCACAACAUCAGACCCGGCAAACGAUACCCUACAAUUUGAUUUCGAGCAUGAUUCAUGGACUCUGUGGACAGACGACAUGUACGCCUGUGGUGACUAUCCAGGCAGUGUGUUUGACACAGCCUUGGGCACUCGUACACCUGACAAUAGCGCGGUUCCCAUGGCGUUGAAUAUGAUUCCUCUCGUUAACCCUCACCCUGUCUCCGGAAUAUCUUCGCCUGCAGAAACCACCUCUACACCUGGACUCCACCAGAGUGUUUCCAGCUACUCGACACCCUCUACUACAUAUGUUGACUCUCCACAUAUGGGGGAGCAACUCCUUCCGGGACUAGGGGCCACCAUGCUCAACCAGGCAGUCAAGAGGAAGAGACGAGACAGUGACCAAUCGAUGCAGUCAAAGUCAACAGCGGUCAAGUUGAAUCCGACGAUCUUCCAGUUGCUGCAAUCUUGUGCAUUUUACAAAGUGGACAAGCCUGAGGAGGAACGUUUUCAGAAAGCCCUGAGUAUCCUUAAGGCGGAAGUCCAUCUUUUCAUGGACCCUUGCGGAAUGCUUCAACCCUUAUUGGGUGGGCGGGACAAGAACAUGUUGCUCAGUUUUCAUGCACUCGGCCUCCCUGCUGUCUGGAGAGGCAAAGAAGGCGCUGUGGAUUACAUCCGCCUACUUGACAGACAUGCGUCCCAGUCGUGUCUUCAUCCCAUCGCGGAGCGUAUUGCACAGGUAUUACUCUACUUCAAUUAUAAGGAGCUCUGUAAACAUCCGCAAAAAUACCUCCCCCCUGGGUCAAAGCCGAACGUCACCUCUGUACUUAACUGCAUCGUUGAUGCCUAUCAUGAUGAUCCCCGCAAGUCAAUGCCACUGCAAUCUCGUCGUAAUAGGAUAUCUGGUCACCAUGUGCGAGGAGGCAGGAGGUGGUGGGAUUUGGCAGGGACCUGGGGAGCGGGCAUUUUAUUAACAGGAGACGCUUUGUUGAUGAGUAUCAUGUGUAAUGACUCGUUUUCCAUUCUUCAAACUAAUGCUCUUGUCACUUUCGUCUUGAACACUCGACCGGGCACCAUUCGCAUCUUCCGUGCGUUGGAGCCUGUGGUCAAAUCCCUUAUGUUUGAACAGGUUACAGACGACCUUACGGCACUUUUCAAUGAUGAAUCUGGCCUUUUGGGGCAAAAUGAGUUGACCCAUGCUCAUGCUGAGGAUGAGGCGGCGUUGGCAUGCCAGCGGAUUGAAAAUCCUUGGACAGAGAUUGACGCCAAUGAAUGUGCGAUGGCGAAAAUGCGUGAAUUUGUUAACGUGCUGACCAUGUAG
Aspergillus chevalieri is the source of this 1845-nucleotide messenger RNA. RefSeq lists its product as uncharacterized. NCBI's taxonomy places the organism in Eukaryota, Fungi, Ascomycota, Eurotiomycetes, Eurotiales, Aspergillaceae. The transcript is spliced from 7 exons. The coding region runs from base 1 to 1845 and encodes 614 amino acids. The record is from RefSeq and is a predicted model, not a curated record.